UUCUGAGAGUGGUAGACCGAGCUCUAUGCGGUCUCCUGGAUUGCAGAUCGCAAUGACCGCACCCUCCCUGGAGGAGCUAGACUCCUUCAAGUACUGUGACCUGCAGAAGUUGGCCAAGAGUCUGGGCCUCCGGGCUAACCUGAAGGCAGACAAGUUGUUAAAAGCCUUGAAAGCUCACCUUAAACAGGAAGCAAGAAGAGAAAAUGAGAAUCAGGAAACGGCAGAUGAAUGUCUCCCUCUCCAGGAUGGAAGUCAGACUUGUGCAUCCUCUUGUGAUGAGAGCGAGAUACAGGUUAGAGAGCAGGACCACGCUGAGAGGAAGACCGGCAGCUACAUCACCAAAUCGCGGAGAAGGCGUAGGACAGUCCAGGGGAUCCCUGACUCCCAGCAGGAUCAUUCAGAACGGAAGAUGAGCGAUCUCACUGAAUUCCAGAAUCAGGAGCAGCCAGAAAACCAGGAUCUCAAAACUGCUGGAGAAGCUCCUACUCCACCAGAUGAGAGCCAAGGAGAUGAGAAUGCAGAUUCCAUGGAAGAAAGCAGAAUUAAUGGUAAUGAAGAUUCAAAGAUACCUUCAGAAAGAAAGAAAUAUCUCUGCACAGAUGCUUUUUUAAAAGCUGGAAAAAAUAAUAAAACUGGAAGCACUACUCCAAACUUUAAGAAGCUUCAUGAGGCUCAUUUUAAGAAAAUGGAGUCCAUAGAUCAAUAUAUUGAGAGAAAAAGAAAACAUUUUGAAGAGCACAGCAAUUCACUUAAUGAACUGAAGAAGCAGCCCUUCCACAAGGGAGCGGUCACGGCUCCGACGGUGACUCCGGUUCCCGUCAGAGGAAGGUCCUCUGGGGCUCGCGCUCCUGGCCACGGGCGCUCGCAGCGCGGGUCUCAGGGCACCGCAGGUCGGAGCAUCUUGGGUCCCAGGCGGUCAGUCAAGCCCUUUGCGCUGUCAGCGACAAAAAUGAAUGUCAGGUUUUCAGCUGCUACUGAAGAUAAUGAGCAGAAACGCUCACUGACCAAGACUCCAGCCAGAAAGUCUCCACAUGUCCUCGUGUCUGGGAGUACCCCAAAAGGCCCAGCUGUGCUCGGGACUCACAAGUUAAAGACCACCAAGGCUGAUCCUGCCACUGUGAUUACCCCCUUGAAGUUGACAGCAGAGGCCGUGCAGACUCCCAGCUCCAAUAAGAAACCAGUGUUUGACCUCAAAGCAAGUUUGUCUCGUCCCCUCACCUAUGAGCCACACAAAGGGAAGUUGAAACCUUGGGGGCAAUCUAAAGAAAAUAAUCCUCUGAAUGAAUAUGUAAGCAGAGUGAGCUUCCGUAAGAAAACUUACAAACAACCUCAUCUGCAGACCAGGGAAGAGCAACGGAAGAAGCGCGAGCAAGAACGGAAGGAGAAGAAAGCAAAGGUUUUGGGAGCUCGAAGAGGCCUUGUUAGAGCAGCAAGUUAAUAAUUUCUUAAUAUUCUGUAAAUAUUCUGUUAUUCUAACCCUUUUUUUCUUUGCUUCUGUAAAUAUUUUUAUGCUGUCCUCACUCUCAUCAAAAGACCUUUUUCUACUCUUUGUUCAUAGUAUGUGUAGUGUCUACGGCCUCUUCACCUACUGCAUCUCUGAAAAGAUUUUAACAUUCGAAAGCUGAAAAUAACAGGUUGAGAAUAGGGGAAGCUGGGACAGAAAGGUCACAUCUUCAUCAUCUAGAAUAGAGAAUCCAGUAAUCUUAAUGAAACUGUGGGCCAUAUGGUUUGGUUAUGGCAUCAAUAGUUUACCUAAGCGAAAAAUGGUUUUGUUUAAGCUUAUAGGCACCUUUGUUCAGAUCGUUUCAUGUAACUGCCAUCUGUCACUCAUUAUAUCCUUAAAAACAAAACUCUAUAAUUCAUUCUAGCCUUUCUUAUUUAAAAAUAAAAGCUACAGGGCCAUAUGGGAAUUUUAGGAUUGCUGCUUUACGGAUUACUAUGUUCUGUCAAACUAGCAUCUUAUUCAAUUUAUGGAAGAAACUAGAGUUGCUUAGCAUCAUAACCAUCUUGGUUGCACCUAAGUGGAAUUUUUGAGUUUUGUACUGCUUAAGAUUUUCACAAAUAAAAGUUUUUCUCAUUAUGGUAGAUUCCUUCUUUGUAAACAUAAUAGCCUUCCAAGUGCAGCUGAUCAGCUAAGAUGAACAAGAGUGUACAUUUACCCUUGAUGAAUCUUCUCGUGACCUCCACUCUCACCACCCCAGAAAGAAGUGAACAUGUCCUUCCUUUCCAGUCCCACAGCACCUGUCAGAUUGUAGUAUGCUUACUGCACUUAUUGAUACUUACUGAUAAAAUCAGAUUUCCCUAUCAAGAGGCAGAGGUCAGAUCAAUCAAAACACCUCUGAGUAACUGUCAAACACAUUCUAAUCAAAACCAGUAUUGACACAGUCCCUCUGAAUCAGUACUUACAUUCUCUGAGCUGAGGCACAGAUCAGAGCCUGGUUUCAUGCCGUGUUCCCUGUGUG
Messenger RNA from Trichechus manatus latirostris (Florida manatee), 2462 nucleotides. It is a transcript of the gene NUSAP1, whose product is annotated as nucleolar and spindle associated protein 1. Bases 26 to 1438 code for a protein of 470 amino acids. Lineage: Eukaryota; Metazoa; Chordata; Mammalia; Sirenia; Trichechidae. Gene Ontology annotation, cellular component: mitotic spindle; nucleolus; microtubule. The transcript has 11 exons. The record is from RefSeq and is a predicted model, not a curated record. Gene Ontology annotation, biological process: establishment of mitotic spindle localization; mitotic cytokinesis; mitotic chromosome condensation. Gene Ontology annotation, molecular function: microtubule binding.